Olea europaea var. sylvestris is the source of this 880-nucleotide messenger RNA. RefSeq names its product probable calcium-binding protein CML25. Bases 164 to 736 code for a protein of 190 amino acids. NCBI's taxonomy places the organism in Eukaryota, Viridiplantae, Streptophyta, Magnoliopsida, Lamiales, Oleaceae. The transcript has a single exon. Gene Ontology annotation, molecular function: calcium ion binding; enzyme regulator activity. The record is from RefSeq and is a predicted model, not a curated record.
CAUAUAUUCUUUCGAUACUUUUUAGUUUUUACCUCUCAUUCCUAUCUACGGCCAAUCUUUGUGCCCUUUUUCGCCUCUCAUCUCUUGUUUGUUUCAUUGAUUUUGAAAAAGAAAAUAGAAAAUCGAACCCAAUUUAUCAUUUUUUUUUUGGUUGCAUUGGAUCAUGGGAUUUAAAUCUUUGUUCAACAGGAAGAAGAAACAACGCCUUCCGAUGACUGCCACAAACUCGAUGACUAUCAACUCCCGUUCAUCCUCCUUGAAUUCCAGAUCGCAGAUCGAGGAGGAGCUCGAACAAGUUUUCAAGAAAUUCGACGUUAAUGGCGACGGAAAGAUCUCGUCUUCCGAGUUGGGUUCAAUUAUGGGCAGUCUCGGCCAGCCAGCGACGGAUGAAGAGCUUGAGAUCAUGAUCAAGGAGGUGGAUGCCGACGGCGAUGGAUUCAUCAACCUGAAAGAAUUCAUUGAACUAAACACGAAGGAUAUCGACUCGGAUGAGGUGCUCGAGAAUCUCAAGGACGCGUUCUCGGUUUUCGACAUUGACAAGAAUGGCUCGAUAUCAGCCGAGGAAUUGCAGAAUGUGUUGAAGAGUCUUGGAGAGGAAUGCACAUUGUCCGAGUGCAAGAAGAUGAUAAGUGGGGUGGAUGCAGAUGGCAAUGGCAUGAUCAGUUUUGAUGAGUUUAAGGUCAUGAUGAUGAUGGGAUCGCGGUUUGACGCCACCGUGGAACCCAAGAUUGGUUGAUUCUGGAUAGUAUUAGAAAGGAAAGAUUAUUGAUUCUACACAAUCUCUAUUUUUAUGUUUAUAUAUUUGUUUCCCUAUGAUCUUUUGAGGUAGUGAAUAGAGAUUGAUUCUUCUUAACUUUGGCAUCCGAUUGUUUAAAUUGAA